CAAGCAUGGGAGCCAUAAAAGGCUUAUUCUGGCUUUUAUAAUCCAGUGCAGACACACACACACACACUCUCCUCUAGCUGACUCUAGGCAACUGAGAAAAUACAGGUCACUCCAGCAGACGGGGAUUCCUCUGCACGUGAUUGUAAUUCAGCUCCUGUGGAGGAAAGUGAAUAUUAUGAGAGUUGGAUUGAUGCAGCUGGGCGAUCCGUUUGCCCGGCUCCUCCUUUGCAAACAUACAGCCGUCAUCUCUUUUGGGUUUCCUUCCUCCUUAACCAUGGACUGCAGCCUCCAGGGAACUGAGAUCACAGAUGUAUGAUCAGGAUCCAGCAGAUGCAGAAAUGGAAGAUUAAUAGAUACUCAGUGAAAGUACAAGCGAGCUGCCUAACAGAUGCCGUCUUGCUCCCAUGAUGGAUGUGCCUAGCAUCAAAGACUUCCAGUGGAAAACUCUGGCACCUCUGCCCAGCCGGAGAGUCUAUUGCUCCCUGGUGGAGGCUGGUGGUCAGGUCUAUGCCAUUGGGGGCUGUGAUGACAAUGGUGUCCCAAUGGACUCUUUUGAGGUGUACUCCCCUGAAGCCAACCAAUGGAAUUCUCUCCCCCCAAUGCCUACAGCCAGGGCUGGGGUAGCUGUAGCAACACUGGGCAAGAGGAUAAUGGUGAUCGGGGGUGUUGGAGCCAACCAGACACCCUUGAAGAUUGUGGAGAUGUACAACAUAGACGAGGGCAAAUGGAAGAAAAGGAACUCCUUGCGGGAAGCCUCGAUGGGGAUCUCUGUGACGGCGAAAGACUACAGAAUCUAUGCAGCUGGUGGAAUGGGAGGAGACCUUCGCCCUCACAAUUACAUGCAGCAUUAUGACAUGCUCAAGGACAUCUGGGUGUCGCUGGCAACCAUGCCCACACCCAGGUAUGCCGCCACUUCCUUCCUACGGGGCACAAAGAUCUAUGUGCUGGGAGGAAGGCAAUCCAAAUAUGCCGUGAAUGCCUUUGAAGUCUUUGACAUCGAGACCAGGUCGUGGACCAAAUUCCCCAACAUCCCCAGCAAACGAGCGUUCUCCAGCUUCGUGUGCGCAGAGAACAACAUCUUCAGCCUGGGGGGUUUGCGGCAGGGCAGGCUAUACCGUCAGCCCAAGUUUAUGAAGAACGUGGAUGUGUUUGACAUCGAACAGGGGGGCUGGAUGAAGAUUGAGCGCUCAUUCUUUCUGAAGAAACGACGGGCAGAUUUCAUAUCCGGCUACUUGAAAGGAAGAAUUGUCGUAGCUGGAGGCCUAGGAAACCAACCAACUGUACUGGAAUCAGCUGAGGCCUUUCAUCCUGGAAAAAACAAAUGGGAGAGCCUUCCACCUAUGCCCACCCCACGAUGUGCCUGCUCUAACAUUGUGGUAAAAAACUGCCUUCUGGCUGUAGGUGGAGUGAAUCAGGGCCUGAGUGAUGCAGUGGAAGCCCUGUGUGUCUCUGACUCCUAGCCAGCCUGUCUCCAGAUGCCUCACCAAGCACCUAAGAAAAUGAUUAGCCUCCAGUUUUGAGCGGUGGGCCUACACCAUCCCUCUCACUCACUACUAUGCGGCUUUCCUGUAACUCCUUUCACUGUGUGUUUUGGAGAAGGUAGUUUCUUCAGGCAGCUACACAAUUUCAUGGCUCUGGUGGCUAGCAGAGGCCCUGUGGCAAUGUCAGUUUUGCAAGCUCUGUCGAGCUCCACCACCUGAUGAAUCUAUGGUCGCUUUUCCCUGUGACUCUGAACAGCCAAGGAACAUGCUAGCUUUGCUUCAAAACAGAAAAGAUCCAAAGAAUGGUGUGGGAUAUGCCAGGCAAGAAUUAGGAAGCAUUACCUAGGAACUAGAAGCAUGUUUUAGAUAAUGUUGUUGAAC
Messenger RNA from Podarcis raffonei (Aeolian wall lizard), 1862 nucleotides. It is a transcript of the gene KLHDC8A, whose product is annotated as kelch domain containing 8A. The coding region runs from base 405 to 1460 and encodes 351 amino acids. Lineage: Eukaryota; Metazoa; Chordata; Lepidosauria; Squamata; Lacertidae. The transcript is spliced from 7 exons. Gene Ontology annotation, molecular function: protein binding. The record is from RefSeq and is a predicted model, not a curated record.